GAGAUUAGACCGGGUUUAGAGCACGGCAUGGCUCAAUGAUAGGAUAAACCUUAUCCACUGACAAUCUCCGAGCUAUCGCAUUACUUGUUGACGACCAAAUCUCCAAUGGGAACUCUCCAAUUUCCUCCUAAACACCAAUUCUUCACAAACCAACAAACCAUUCAUGGAGGUGGUAAUCACUCCAUUGCACCGCUUCAAUCCAUCAGGUCUCCUCCAAAAGUCACUCACCGGCAGGCCAACAAGAAGCCAGCUCACUGCUUCUUCAAGCUUUCAUUCUUUAAAUAGCUUUCAUGAUCUUAAUCUUACUUCCUUGAACUCCGUCAAAAUAAUGCAUGCCCAGAUGACAAAGAUGCCCAAAGACAAUAAUUCAGUUGCCACCUCGCAAUCUCUUAUCACAUCUUACUUGAAUUUUGGUGAUUUUCGUUCGGCUACCGUAGUUUUCCUUGUGGAUUUUGCUGAAAAUUAUGUUCACUGGAAUGGCUUUCUGGAGGAGUUUAGAAGUUUUUGGGGAGACCCAUUUGAAAUUCUUGAGGUUUUCUGUGAAUUGCAUAACAAAAGAGUGAGCUUUGACGGUAGAGUUCUCACUGUUAUCUUGAAAAUCUGUGCAAACUUGUCAGUUACGCGGUUAGGUAUGGAAGUUCAUGCAUGUGUGGUUAAGAGGGGCUUUGAGAUGGAUGUGUACUCGAAGUGUGCAUUGAUGAACUUUUAUGGGAGGUGUUGGGGCAUAGAGUAUGCAAAUCAGGCGUUCGAAGAAAUGCCUGAACGAGAAGCUCUGUUGUGGAAUGAGGCAGUUUUGAUGAAUUUGAGGAAUGAGAGACUGGUGGAGGCCCUAAAGUUAUUCCAGGACAUGCAGUCUUCAUUUGUGAAAGCUAAUAGCUUUACAAUUGCUAAGGUUCUGCAAGCCUGUGGAAAAAUGGAAGCUCUUGAUGAAGGAAAGCAGACUCAUGGGUAUGUUAUUCGAUCUGCGCUGGAAUCGGAUGUACUGAUAUGUAAUUCACUAAUCAGCAUGUACUCAAGAAACAAUAAUCUCGAACUUGCUAGAACAGUUUUUGAUUUAAUGGAAAAUCGCAACUUAUCUUCAUGGAACAUAAUGAUCUCUGGUUAUACUGCGCUUGGUCAUCUAAAUGAUGCCUGGAAGCUUUUCUCCGAAAUUGAAGUUGGCAAUAUGAAACCAGACAUUGUAACAUGGAAUUGCCUUUUGUCAGGACACAUCCUUCGUGGAUUAUACCAAGAAGUCCUGAUCCUCUUGUGGCGAAUGCAAGCUGCUGGUUUCAGGCCUAACACGAGCUCUAUAACUAGUGCUCUUCAAGCAAUUGGUGAAUUAAGCGUCUUGGAUUUUGGGAAGGAAUUGCAUUGCCAUGUGAUAAGAAAUGGGCUUGAUUAUGAUGCCUAUGUGGGAACUUCACUUCUGGACAUGUAUGUGAAGAAUGAUAGUUUAACUUAUGCUAGAGCUGUCUUUCAUAGUAUGAAGAACAGAAACAUUUUUACUUGGAAUUCAUUAAUUUCAGGAUAUUCCUUCAAGGGCCAAUUUGAAGAAGCCAUGGACUUGUUGAACCAGAUGGAAGAUCAAGGAAUUAAACCAGAUUUGGUGACAUAUAAUGGUCUUGUUUCUGGGUAUUCAAUAUGGGGCCACUGUAAGGAAGCUCUAGCCAUGAUUCAUCAGAUCAAAGUCUCAGGAUUAACUCCUAAUGUUGUCACCUGGACCGCUCUAAUAUCAGGUUGCGCACAGAAAGGAAACUUUAAGGAUGCACUUGAAUUUUCCAUCGAAAUGCAGCAUGAAGGUAUCAAACCUAACUCAGCCACCAUAUCCAGCUUGCUUCGAGCCUGUGCAGGCCUAUCUUCACUGCAGAAGGGAAAAGAGAUACACAGUCUCGGAAUUAGAAAUGGCUUCACAGAAGAUGUAUUCGUGGCUACAGCUCUUAUUGACAUGCACAGUAAAUGUGGCAGUCUAAAGAGUGCCUAUGAUAUAUUUUGGAGAAUUAAGGACAAGACAUUGGCUUCUUGGAAUUGCAUGAUCAUGGGUUUUGCCAUUUACAGCCAGGGAAAAGAAGUAAUUUCACUUUUUGACGAAAUGCAGAAAGCUGGCAUUCAGCCUGAUGCUAUUACCUUCACUGCAAUCCUCUCUGGUUGUAAGAAUUCGGGUCUAAUUGAAGAAGGAUGGAAAUACUUUGACAGCAUGAAGGCGGAUUACAAUAUAAUCCCCACAAUUGAGCACUACUCUUGCAUGGUUGAUCUUCUUGGAAGGGCAGGGUAUCUUGAUGAAGCUCGGGACUUCAUUGAAAUGAUGCCAAUUGUGCCUGAUGCUACAGUUUGGGGUUCUCUCCUUGGAUCAUGUCGAACCCAUGAGAACUUGGAGCUCGCAGAGAUUGCAGCAAAUAAGCUGUUUGAGCUGGAACCACAAAAUGCUGCUAAUUAUGCGUUGCUUAUGAACUUGUAUGCAAAUUUGAACAGAUGGGAAGAUGUAGAGCAGAUUAGAGAGUUGAUGGAUGCUAGAGGGGUGAAAGCUGGGCAAGUAUGGAGCUGGAUACAAAUCAAGCAGACAGUUCACCUCUUCUCAGCCAGGGGAAAAGCCCAUCCCCAUGAAGGAGAGAUAUAUUUUGAGUUAUAUCAGCUGAUUUCUGAAAUGAAAAACUUGGGGUACAUCCCUGAUAACAAAUGUGUGCGCCAGCAUAUCAAUUAUGUGGAAAAGGAGAAGAUGCUGCUUGCUCACACCGAGAAAUUGGCCAUUACGUAUGGACUGCUCAAGACAAGAAGUAAUGUGCCUGUAAGGGUGAUCAAGAACACGAGGGUUUGUUCAGACUGUCAUACCGUUGCAAAGUACAUUUCUUUGAUGAGGGGCCGCGAAAUCCUCAUUAAAGAUGGGGUUCGGUUACACCACUUCAGAGGAGGGAAAUGUUCCUGCAACGACUUCUGGUAAUAGAAGAUUAGAAGGUUUUAUUGGCUUUUUCAGCAUUGUGCCAACUGCUCGAUGGUGAAAACUAGGAGGAUCAAGCAGCUUCUUUUUUCAGAAGGGUGGUAAAAAGCUACUAAACAGACAAAAGGUGCCGAGGAAGGAUCUAUAUGUCCACCCAGUUUUGAUAUGAUUAUCCACAAGAGAGCCAUCGAUGCAGAGCUUGCAUAUUAGUGCAAUGCUUAGAACUUGUAAUCAGAUUGGCAACCACUCCAAGAUGGAGGUGAAGAAUACAAGAGUUUAUGCAGAUUCUUGUGAAACGUUGAUACAUAUGUAUGUUCCAGUGAAUUUACACAACAAUGUGCAUAGGGGACAUCAUCGCUCAGAGUCGAAUUCAUUUCACACCAGAACUACAUAACUACUCUUCCAACCAUGAAGCAGCUAAUAUGGGAGGUCCACUGCUUAAUUUAACUGGAUUUAGAAUUUUCAGCA
Messenger RNA from Diospyros lotus (date-plum), 3382 nucleotides. Its product is annotated as pentatricopeptide repeat-containing protein At4g01030, mitochondrial. Bases 164 to 2917 code for a protein of 917 amino acids. Lineage: Eukaryota; Viridiplantae; Streptophyta; Magnoliopsida; Ericales; Ebenaceae. The record is from RefSeq and is a predicted model, not a curated record. Gene Ontology annotation, molecular function: RNA binding; protein binding; zinc ion binding. Gene Ontology annotation, biological process: RNA modification. The transcript has a single exon.